ACUAAUUAUUCCCAUUUCCUACAUCACUCAUAUCUAUAUAUGCUCUUGUAAACUCAGUGUUGUCUCCACCGUCGCGAUCAAACUAAAACCCUAAAACCCUAAUUAUGCCUCCAAAGCGUCUCUCUGAGAAUCCACCUCCGGCUGUUUCCUCCGACGAGGAGGAAGAAGAAUCAGAGUCAGAAUCCGGAACUGAAUCGGAACCCGAAUCUCAGAACCCCGAGCAAAAAGGCGCUGUUAACAAAAAUAACGGCGAGAAGGACGACAAUGAUGCCAAGGACGACGAUGAUGCCGAAGACGACGAGGAAGAUGACGAUGAAGAUGAAGAGGAGAAAGUGUUGUCUAGACCGGUAAAGAAAUCAGUAGCAACUUCUCAAAAAUCAGACUCGGCUACUGAAUCGGACGAUUCCGAGUCAACUCAGCCUUCCCCUCCUAUUUCUGCCUUCACAAUUAAGCAUCAUAAACGCUCUCCUAAACCUGGGUCUAAACCCGGGUCAAAAAGACCCGCGGAAUCCGACUCCACAGUGUCUGCUACCACCACCAGCAAAAAGAACAAAACCAGCACCACUGCUACUGCAGACAAUGCUAAGAAAAAUGUUGAUGAUAAGAGUAGUAUUGGUGUUGGUGUUACUUUAGGGUUAUUAGCUAGUCAGUCAGCUAAUCCGGCCAGUGCGAAGAAGCCGGUUCGAGCUUCAAUUUCCAAGUCGAAAGACACUGAAACUCCGAAAAAGGGUCGAGCAUCUAAAGAUAAGGAGAAAGUUCAAGUGAAGAGGAUGAUACUGAAGACUGAAGAAAAAAGUGUGAAUGGGAAGGAGAACACUCAAGAUAAGGAGAUUAAAGAAGAAAUAAAGAGUGAAGAGUUUGAUUCUGAUGAGGAUGAUUUUGAUGAGGAUGAUUUAUGGGUAAAGUAUCCACUUUUAAGUCAGUCAUUGGAGAUUGAAAUGCUACCGCAAGGGUCGACAACGAUGUUGAGAGAGCAAUUGGGGAUGAUUGAAGAAGAAAAAUUAAAGGGUUUGAAUGAUAGGUGGAGAAUUUUGAAAGAAGCUGAAUUGCAGCUGUUUGUGCAGAGGAUGGAGUUGCUUCAGGAUCAGGUUAAGUUGGCUGUUGAUGCAAUUAACUCGGGUGGUUCGUAGGUUACGUAGAUUCAUUUCGGAUAUCUGAAUUUUGCUCGGCAUUUUGGUGGUGUUGAAGAAGGUAAUCUAUGUUCUAUUGGUUUUGUUUUUAUGCAUCAGAUAUCUGAAUUUUAGUUAAGACCUUUUUUGUGGGCUAUAUUAUGAUAUGUUAGAUGAAAAUGUUUUGGUCCUGAAUUCUUAACAGGGGAUAUUUUUGUUUCGGAAUGUGUUUUGAUUCUCUAUUAAUAUGAAUACAUGAGUAAAAAGUUUCGUGCUUA
Messenger RNA from Mercurialis annua (annual mercury), 1387 nucleotides. RefSeq names its product STOREKEEPER protein-like. The transcript has a single exon. The record is from RefSeq and is a predicted model, not a curated record. The coding region runs from base 105 to 1130 and encodes 341 amino acids. NCBI's taxonomy places the organism in Eukaryota, Viridiplantae, Streptophyta, Magnoliopsida, Malpighiales, Euphorbiaceae.